Molecule: messenger RNA, 1099 nt
Organism: Gracilinanus agilis (Agile Gracile Mouse Opossum)
Lineage: Eukaryota; Metazoa; Chordata; Mammalia; Didelphimorphia; Didelphidae
Product: translation initiation factor eIF-2B subunit beta-like
Exons: 1
Coding region: 1-1056 (351 amino acids)
Biological process (GO): translational initiation
Cellular component (GO): eukaryotic translation initiation factor 2B complex
Molecular function (GO): translation initiation factor activity; guanyl-nucleotide exchange factor activity
Source: RefSeq, a predicted model, not a curated record
AUGCCAGGCGCCGCCGAGAAGGGGAUGGAGCUAUCAGAAAGGAUCGAGAGUUUCGUGGAGGCGCUGAAGUGGGGUGGAGGCCAGCACAGCUCAGAGGAUAUGGCCCGGGAAACAGUGGGGCUGCUCCACCGGAUCGUGGCCCAGGGGCGCUGGAGCAAAGCGGGGGAGCUGAUGGAGCUCAUUCGGAAGGAGGGCCGGCGAAUGAUGGCCACUCAGCCCUCGGAGACCACCGUGGGCAACAUGGUGCGUAGGGUCCUCAAGAUCAUCCACGAGGAGUAUGGCAGACUCCAUGGACGGAGUGAUGAGAGUGAUCAGCAGGAGUCCUUACACAAACUCUUGACAGCUGGAGGCCUGAAUGAAGAUUUCAGUCUUCACUAUGCACAACUCCAAGCCAAUAUCAUUGAGGUUAUUAAUGAGUUGUUGAUGGAGUUGGAAGGGACAACAGAGAACAUAGCGAUGCAGGCUUUGGAGCAUAUUCAUUCCAAUGAAGUGAUAAUGACUAUUGGAUACUCUCGAACCGUCGAAGCCUUCCUCAAAGUGGCUGCCCAAAAGCGGAAAUUUCGCAUUAUUGUGGCAGAGUGUGCUCCUUUCUGCCAGGGCCAUAAGAUGGCAGUCAAUCUGGCCAAGGAGAAUAUUGAAACAACUGUCAUGACUGAUGCUGCUAUUUUUGCUGUUAUGUCAAGAGUCAACAAAGUGAUAAUUGGCACAAAGACCAUCCUGGCCAAUGGUUCCCUGAGAGCAGUGGCAGGAACUCACACCCUGGCCCUAGCAGCUAAACACCAUUCCACUCCACUCAUUGUUUGUGCACCCAUGUUUAAGCUUUCACCACAGUUUCCCAAUGAAGAAGAUUCAUUCCACAAGUUUGUAGCCCCUGAAGAAGUCUUGCCAUUCACAGAAGGAGACAUUUUGGAGAAGGUCAAUGUUCAUUGCCCUGUGUUUGACUAUGUCCCACCAGAGCUUAUCACCCUCUUUAUUUCCAACAUUGGAGGGAAUGCACCCUCCUAUAUUUACCGCCUCAUGAGUGAGCUCUACCAUCCUGAUGACCACAUACUCUAAAGUCAGGAGAUGACAGAGCUCAGGUAGACACUAUUUUACACUG